UGCGAAACAUACAUUCCAGGUAUUCAACCUUGCUGCUUGCCUCGCCCUUACUUAUAAGAGGUCAUAGUCCUACCUCUUCGAUUACACUCGUUCUUCAAACUAAAUCUCUAAGCAAAAGCACCUAUAAUCAUCGCCAGCAUAUACUUACGAGAACCCUCAACACUAAAUCAGCCAAAAUGCCUCUCGUCGUCCCCGGUAUCACCGACAACUCUCAAGACAAGACCACCGAGUGGUCCAGCAAGCUAGUCGGAAAGACGGUGUCCGACGAUGGCCAUAGCGAGACGAACUUCUGCAAGAAGGAUCUCCCGCAGCAAUGUCGUGUUAUUCAACCCGGCAUGAUGGUGACUAAGGAUUUCGUCCCGGACCGACUGAAUGUUCAUGUCAAGGAAGACGGCACUGUAAGCCAUGUCCAGCAUGGUUAGAUAUGGAUAUGCCACAUACGUAAUUGAUACCCCUCUGUAUGGAAGACAGAAAGUUGUGGGAGAUGGGAUGGAAACCUAAGGGAGAUUUGUGAGAAAGGAACAGUUUGUAUUAGGUGCUUAAUAUGAUAUCCUUUCACCAUAAGCAAUGAGAAUGACUUAUCAAAAAUCAUAUGUGAAAUUUUUUGAUUUAUUUUCUUUUCUUUGUUAGAUCGACAGAUCCUCAAGAUGCCGCAUGAUGGACGAUCAGCACUGAUGAAC
Daldinia caldariorum is the source of this 680-nucleotide messenger RNA. RefSeq lists its product as uncharacterized. Lineage: Eukaryota; Fungi; Ascomycota; Sordariomycetes; Xylariales; Hypoxylaceae. The record is from RefSeq and is a predicted model, not a curated record. The transcript has 2 exons. The coding region runs from base 177 to 422 and encodes 81 amino acids.